UCUAUAUUACUUCAGAUGUUCAAUGAAACAUCAAUCUCCUUUACCGGUAGUUUUCCUCGUUAAGAUUUCUGUUAUGAUCAAGAAGUCAUUCUUUCUCCUCCCAUAAUUCUGUGCAUAGAUACUAAUGCAAACUUAGACACCAAACUCACGAGUCCAUAUCACUUAUUGCCCUGGUUACUUGUCACUCAAACAACAACUAGAAAGGUCUUUGUUCCUUCUUGUUCACAUAGUAUUGAACUUAUUAUGGAAGAAACAUUUGUUCCUUUUCGCGGGAUCAAGAAUGACCUCAAAGGAAGAAUUCUUUGCUACAAACAAGAUUGGACUGGUGGUUUAAGAGCGGGUAUAAGGAUCUUGGCCCCAACAACAUACAUAUUCUUUGCUUCAACAAUUCCAGUUAUAUCUUUUGGGGAGCAGCUGGAAAGAAAUACAAAUGGAACUUUGACUGCAGUACAGACUCUUGCGUCAACUGCAAUUUGUGGUGUUAUCCACUCAGUUGUUGGAGGGCAGCCCCUGCUCAUACUAGGGGUGGCAGAACCAACAGUAUUGAUGUAUACAUUUUUGUUCAACUUUGCUAAGGACCGGAAGGAUUUGGGACAGGAACUCUUUUUAGCUUGGACUGGAUGGGUAUGUGUGUGGACAUCCAUUUUGCUCUUCUUGCUGGCCAUUCUGGGUGCAUGCUCUAUAAUCAAUAGGUUCACGCGUAUUGCUGGUGAACUAUUUGGUCUUCUUAUCGCAAUGCUUUUUAUGCAGCAGGCCAUUAGAGGAGUUAUAGAGGAAUUUGGUGUACCUGAAAGAGAAAAGCCAAAUCAGACCGCACUCCUACCUUCUUGGCGGUUUGGCAAUGGAAUGUUUGCAUUAGUCCUGUCGUUUGGCCUUCUAUUUACUGCAUUGAGAAGUCGUAAAGCUAGAUCGUGGCGUUAUGGCACAGGUUGGCUACGUGGAUUUAUAGCGGAUUAUGGAGUCCCACUUAUGGUUCUUGUAUGGACUGGCGUAUCUUACAUACCAGUAAAUGAUGUCCCAAGAGGAAUCCCCAGACGACUUUUCAGUCCAAAUCCGUGGUCUCCUGGUGCAUACUCAAACUGGACAGUUAUCAAGGAGAUGAUGACUGUUCCUCCUUUAUAUAUAGUUGGAGCAUUUAUACCUGCAACUAUGAUUGCUGUGCUCUACUACUUUGAUCACAGUGUUGCAUCUCAACUUGCCCAACAGAAGGAGUUUAAUCUAAAGAAACCAGCUUCAUAUCACUAUGACCUUCUCCUCCUCGGAUUUCUGGUCAUAUUGUGUGGGCUUAUUGGCAUUCCCCCUGCCAACGGUGUAAUUCCACAGUCUCCUAUGCAUACAAAAAGCUUAGCUACUCUAAAACAUCAGCUUUUGCGGAAUAAGCUUGUAGCAACAGCAAGGAAUAGUAUACGCAAGAACUCAACUUUGAGUCGAUUAUACCAGAAUAUGCAAGAAGCAUACAAUGAAAUGCAGACUCCACUAGUCUACCAACGUCCAUCUGCUCUGGGACUAAAAGAGCUGAAAGAAUCCACGGUCCAAUUAGCAUCAAGUACUGGCUACAUUGAUGCCCCUGUUGAUGAAACAGUUUUUGAUGUGGAUAAGGAUAUUGAUGAUCUUUUGCCUAUUGAAGUAAAAGAGCAACGCCUCAGCAAUCUGCUUCAGGCAUUGCUAGCUGGUGGUUGUGUUGCUGCCAUGCCUCUUUUGAAGAAAAUCCCAACCUCUGUUCUUUGGGGUUAUUUUGCUUUUAUGGCGAUUGAAAGCUUGCCUGGAAACCAAUUCUGGGAGAGGAUAUUGUUUCUAUUCACUGCUCCAAGUCGAAGAUACAAGGUGCUGGAGAAGUAUCAUGGAACCUUCCUCGAGACUGUGCCUUUCAAAACAAUUGCGACCUUCACCUUGUUCCAGGCAGCUUACUUGCUUCUGUGUUUUGGCAUAACAUGGAUCCCAAUUGCUGGGGUGCUCUUCCCGUUGUUGAUCAUGCUUCUAGUCCCAGUGCGGCAGUAUUUGCUCCCUAAGUUUUUCAAGAGGGCUCACCUUCAGGACUUGGAUGCUGCAGAAUAUGAGGAAGCCCCUGCCAUUGCUUACAACAUGUCCUUUGAAGACCAGGAUGUUCAGGCAAGAGUAAAUAACAUUGAUGGUGGGGAGAUACUUGAUGAAAUUAUUACAAGAAGCCGUGGUGAGAUCCGGCGCUCUCAGAGUCCAAAAGUAUCAAGUUUGACCCCUACUUCUUCAGUAGAAGGUAUGAAAUCAGCUUAUAGCCCAAGGUUAACGCAGAGAGUAUACAGCCCCCGCUUAAAUGAACUGAGAGGAGAAAGAAGCCCCCGACUAAAUGUACAAGGUCUAGAAACUGAGCACACUCCCAGCCACCGUUUGAAGGAACUAAGCCCCCGAAUGCCUGGACAGGGACUCGAAACACUGCAGACUCCCAGCCCUGGGCCAUCUGUCCUCAGACAAAGCACUCCUGGUUCUUCAAGCUACCAAGCCUAGGAGUGUGAUUCAGGUGAGAUUAUUUAGCAAUGGUACUCGAGAGGUCAUGUGUAACUAAGUCACAUAAGUAUCAUACUAUAGGUUAGUGCUCUCGUCUAACCUUUCCUGAUAGUGUAGGUUGUUUGUCACUGCUGUUCUUUCUUUUUUAUUUGUGUCUCCCAUAAGGGGAAGAGAAGAUAAUUUAUAAGCUGUGAUUAUAUGUACAAUUUGAUGGCAGACAACCCAAAAACCCUUUUGCAUCGACCAAACUUUUUAUUAC
Molecule: messenger RNA, 2740 nt
Organism: Fragaria vesca subsp. vesca
Lineage: Eukaryota; Viridiplantae; Streptophyta; Magnoliopsida; Rosales; Rosaceae
Product: probable boron transporter 2-like
Exons: 12
Coding region: 244-2481 (745 amino acids)
Biological process (GO): transmembrane transport; monoatomic anion transport; monoatomic ion homeostasis
Cellular component (GO): plasma membrane
Molecular function (GO): solute:inorganic anion antiporter activity
Source: RefSeq, a predicted model, not a curated record